AUGGCAUCUUCUUCUAGAAAUAAUUUUGAUGAUAUGCUAGAUGAUUCUAUUGAUCAACUUUGCAAUCAAAUUAGCAAUCAGAUUAACGAUCAAAUAACCAAUCAAGUCUAUCAAAAUCUUACAAUUCCUCCUGGUGCUCGUCAAAAAGCUCCAAUUUCAAAGAAAAAGAGAGCAUUCAUUGAAAGACGACGUGAAGAAGGACACACUCUAUUGUGGAACGAUUAUUUUAGUGAAAAUGCAACAUACCCUCCGCUACUUUUUCGCCGUCGAUUUAGAAUGAACAAGCCGUUGUUCAUGCGUAUUACUGAUCGACUCUCCAAUGAAAUUCCAUAUUUUCAACAAAGAAGAGAUGCUACCGGAAGAUUCGGUCUCUCUGCACUACAAAAGUGUACAGCAGCAAUUCGUAUGAUGGCAUAUGGUUUUGCAGCUGAUGCACUUGAUGAAUACCUCCGGCUUUCUGAAACCACUGCAAUUCAAUGCUUGGAAAAUUUUGUUGAAGGAGUCAUAAAUUUAUUUGGAGAUGAGUAUCUAAGGAGACCCACCCAGAGGAUCUUCAACGUUUACUCGAUAUUGGAGAGCUACGAGGAUUUUCCGGGAUGA
Messenger RNA from Camelina sativa (false flax), 600 nucleotides. The record is from RefSeq and is a predicted model, not a curated record. NCBI's taxonomy places the organism in Eukaryota, Viridiplantae, Streptophyta, Magnoliopsida, Brassicales, Brassicaceae.